Molecule: messenger RNA, 633 nt
Organism: Geodia barretti
Lineage: Eukaryota; Metazoa; Porifera; Demospongiae; Tetractinellida; Geodiidae
Source: the annotation of a GenBank genome assembly
AUGUUGGAUAUGCUGAUCAAGGGCGGACAGGUCGUUACCCCAUCGGGGGUCGGUAACUGGGACGUGGGGGUGCAGGGCGAGCAAAUUGUUGCCGUCGCCCUCCCCGGCGUGCUGUCGGAGGAAGGGGCCACGGUGAUCGAUGCGGCGGGCAAGAUUGUGGUGCCGGGUGGCGUUGAGGCCCACGUCCACGCCGCAGCAAACGUGCAGCCGGGCGCUCGCGAGACCGUACCGGGCACGCCCAACGCCGGGCCCGCGGUACAUUCUCUGGGCGCUCUCUGGGGCGGCACGACGACGGUAGUCGACUUCGCUCCAGUGCCCAAUGAGGGCGACCUUGCCGCCGGAAUUCACGAUUUCAUGAGCGUCUGGCAAGGCAACGCCUACACUGACUACACUACUCACUGCAUCUACCGCAACGCCAACAGUCCGGACUCAAUCGCCCGGUUCCACGAGUUGGUGGAGGCGGGAUUCCCCAGCGUCAAAAUCUUCACCACCAACAUCCGCCCGCCCGAUGCCGAGGGCACCAGCCUCACGCCUCUCGGACGGAUUGACACCGGUCGCUUGGGCGACCUGAUGGAGCAGAUGCACCGCCACGGCGGCGUGCUGGCCGUUCACGGCGAGGACGACGGCUGGUGA